This is a messenger RNA of Dictyostelium purpureum, 3334 nucleotides long. RefSeq lists its product as uncharacterized. Bases 402 to 3224 code for a protein of 940 amino acids. The record is from RefSeq and is a predicted model, not a curated record. Gene Ontology annotation, molecular function: GPI anchor phospholipase D activity. The transcript has 3 exons. Gene Ontology annotation, biological process: cell adhesion. Lineage: Eukaryota; Evosea; Eumycetozoa; Dictyosteliales; Dictyosteliaceae. Gene Ontology annotation, cellular component: extracellular matrix; integrin complex.
AUUAAAUAAAUUAUUAUGUAUUCAAAAAAUAAUAUUUAAAUACCAGUGAACAACAAUUUUUAAUAAAAUAAAUUAAAAGUUUUAUUUUAAUAAUUUUUUUUUUUCAAUAAAUACAUAAUAAAAAACUGUACAUAAUAAUAAUAAUAAUAAAUAAAUUAAGAAAAAUAAACAAUAUAAAAAAAUUCAUUGUUACGAAUAAAAUUAAUUCAUUACUUUAAAAAUAAUAAUUUGUAUAUAAACCAGCUUUAAGACUUUUCUAUUUGUAUUUAUUUUUGUUUUGUUUUUUUUAAAAUAUUUAAUAAUCAUCUUAUAAUAAUAUAAACAAUAUAAAGAUAAAUAAAUAAAUUCGCACUCUCUUUUUAUUUAUAGUUUGAAAACUAGAAUAAAACUAUAUUCUAAAAAUGAAGAGUAAUAUUAAAAUGUAUUUAUAUAUUACAGGAUCAUUAUUAUUCCUAAUAUCAUCUGUAUUAUCAUGUGGCAUGACUACACAUAAUACCGUAGCAAGAAGAGCCUAUAAUUUUUCAAGUUUUGAAGGCUUCACAGAAUUUAAACAGUAUAUAUCAGAAAAUUUUGAUGUUUUUGAUGCAGGUGCAGCAUUCCCAGAUUUCGGAUAUGAUUGCGCAGGUUUAGCUAACGAAUCAGAAGCAGCACAUUGGCCACCAUUUUUAAGGGCUGGAUCACAAUAUUUAAUAGAUACAUACCCACAACCAUGGAGCCAUGAUGGUAUAAGACUAGCUGUAUUUUUAUUAGGUGUUGCAUCACAUCAAGUGGCCGAUAUUUCAUGGCACUCAAUAGGAGGUAUUCAAGAGGGUUUAAUUAGAGCAAUGGCUGGUCAAGAUUUUAAUGGUGUUUAUUCAACUGCCCAUACUAAUGCAGAUGAGGGUGGGGAAUUUGAACUAGCAUACAACUAUGAUUUAUCUUGGCUAUCUGAUAAAUGGUAUGUUCCAAUAACAGAUAUAAAAAAUAUAUUUCAUCUAUUAAACUAUACCAGAGUAAAUUAUGAAAAUUUAUUAAGAUGCAAUGCAGUAUUAUAUGCUGGCGCCAUGGGCGUUAAAAUUGGAGGUAGAUUUUUAUAUCCAGAGAUUGCUAAAAAAUCACCAUUUUUAGUGGAUCACUAUCAAGAUUAUUUUAAUGGGGGCCUAGAUGAUAUGUCAAUUUGGACAAGCUACUGUUGGCCUGUAUUAAUGGGUUGGUUAAAUGGAAGCACCAUAGGUGAAUUCUGUUUUAUUCAACCAGACCCAAAUAACUCUGAUGCAGAUUCGGGCCACUUGCCACCAACAUCAUACAGCAAAUUAGUUUUAGGUGAUGAAAGUCAAGAGAAUGAAAACAGUAAUUAUAAUUCUGAAAAACAUCUUGAAGAAUCAGAUAGCAUUAGCAGCUUAAUAGGUAGCCAAUUAGCAAAACAAAUUUUCAGCCAAAUGAAAAUUGUAGAAGAUAAACAAGGUGCUUCAUAUGAAUUACCAACAACUAUUGAAAAAAUUAUCGACACCAUUCUAGAUAAAUUUAAAGAAGAAGAAGAAAAAAUUUUAGAUUAUAUCAAUAGAUUUAUACAUCCAAAAUAUAAGCAAUUUUUAAGUUCUAACAAAAUCAAAAUUACCCAAGAACAACCAAAACAAAAAGAAAUUCAAGAUUUACAGCACCCAUUUUUAAAAGACAAUAGAAACUAUAAUUUUAAAUCAUAUAUAAAUAGAAACGACAAUAAUAUUAAAAUUAAUGAUAAUAAUAAUUUAGAGUCAAACUUUUCAACUAUCUAUGGUCAAAAUAUGUAUGGUUAUUUUGGCAGAGAUUUUAGAUCCGUUGACCUUAAUAAUGAUGGUUUGGAUGAUAUAAUUAUAUCAUCCCCUGGUUAUGGCCAACCCGGUACAAUGCAAACUGGAUGUGUCUUCUAUGUUAUAAGCAACACCACCGAUAACUAUAAGCCAUUCUACGAUGACACAUCCAAUUAUAAUAUUGAUCAAAUUGCCGCUGGAAAAGUUUGUGGUUUUGAAACCCACUCUAAAUUUGGAUGGAAUGUUGAAGUAUUAGACUUUAACCUAGAUGGAGUUUUAGAUCUAAUAGUUGGUGCACCCUCGUCAUUCAAUGCCGAAUUGACCUACAAAGGUAUGUUGUACAUAUAUUUCGGUUCAAUUGGCGAUGAUGGUUCAAAAUGGUAUAUUGCUGACCCAAAUAAACCAAGUAUUAUUAUGAAGGGUAUUCGUUCCCAUGAUGCCCUUGGUACUGUUAUUAGAUCAGCUGAUUGCAACGGUGAUGGCUAUUUAGAUUUAAUUUUAGGUACACCAAACUCUCACGGUGGUGGUUCUCAACGUGGUAUGGUAUCCAUAUUUUACUCAUCAAAAAAUAGACUACCCGGUAAUUUAACAUUGGAACACUCAGACUACUCAGUACAUGGCUCUGUGGACUAUGAAUGGUUUGGAAAUGAAAUUAAAGUAUCUAACGCAGGUGACAAAGCUCUCCUUUUGGUUGGUAGUCCAAAUUUCCACUUCCCUCGUACAAAACUUGUAAAUAUUGGCAAAAUAACAGCAUAUGCAAUGAACAGUAAAUCAAACCAAUUCGAAAAGACACCAAAAUUCACCAUACUUGGAAGUGGUAACAACGAUAAACUUGGGUAUAAUUUCCACACCAUUAAUGGCUCAUCCUUUGGCCUAAACAAUGUCAAUGAUAUCAUUAUUCUAUCGUUACCAACCAGAGGAUUUGGAGAUGAAUAUGAUCAAGUUGGUGAAGUUGUGUUAAUAGAUGUAGAUCCACUCCGUGGUAUAAACUCAAUAAAAGAUAUAUUCCCAUUACUUUCUAUAAGAGGCACUGCCAAGUAUUCAAGAUUUGGUGAAAGUCUUUUAGUUGGUAAAAUACAUCAAGCUGAUGAAUUUGCACAAUUAUUUGUUGGAGCCCCACUUUGGACCGAUACUAUCGAAACAGGAUCAGGAUGUGUUUUCUCAUAUUCACCAAAUGACCAUUUGGUUAAAGACCAAGUUCAUUUUAAACAAAACAAAAUCAAUAAUACACCAGUUAUAAUCUAUGACAAUGUUCACAGUAUUAAAACCUACAACCUUUCAAAUAUAGGCUCAGCAUCAUCCUCACUAAACAACAAAAGAAAAGAUAGCAGAUUUGGCUUUAGAACUUGCUUGUCAGAUUUUAAUAAUGAUGGAAGAAAGGAUCUAAUUGUUUCAGCAGAUCGUGACUCCUCAAAACUAUUAGAAGCUGGUUCGAUAAAUAUUUUUGUCUCAUAAGCUAAAUAUAAACUAUUUAAAAGAAAAAAACUGUAUUUAAAACUUUCUAAUUUUGUUUUUUUUUUUUAUUUUUAAAAUAAUAAAACUAAAUUAUCUAAAAAUCUAUUUUU